Antrostomus carolinensis (chuck-will's-widow) is the source of this 1168-nucleotide messenger RNA. RefSeq names its product procollagen C-endopeptidase enhancer 2. NCBI's taxonomy places the organism in Eukaryota, Metazoa, Chordata, Aves, Caprimulgiformes, Caprimulgidae. The annotation marks the transcript as partial. The transcript is spliced from 7 exons. Gene Ontology annotation, molecular function: peptidase activator activity; collagen binding. The record is from RefSeq and is a predicted model, not a curated record.
AUGAUCCGAUAUGAUCUGGUGAUGCUCCGAUAUGCUAUAGUUAUACUAUCCCCGAUACCUCAAGCUCACCCGCGCGUCCUCCGCAGCGGCAAGGCUGUGGCUCUGCGCAGGGGUUUUUCGGGGCUCCUCCAGCGCAGCCUUUUUAGCCCUGAACAUCCUCACGCCAACAAAACCCGGACGCAGGAUUCAUCACCUGGAGUAGCAGGACUUGCGCACACGAUACAAGACAGUCUGUGCCUCUUUACUAUUAUACAAAGAAUAAACGAAAUAUAUUUAAGCACUAUUUUUCCUAUUAUUCUCAGGCCUACAUUUACAUGUGGAGGAGUUGUAUCUGGAGAGUCAGGGUUUAUUGGGAGUGAAGGAUUUCCUGGAGUCUACCCUCCAAACAGCAAAUGUACUUGGAAAAUCACAGUCCCAGAAGGAAAAGUGGUGGUUCUUUCUUUUAGAUUUUUAGACCUAGAAAGUGAUAAUUUGUGCCGAUAUGAUUUUGUGGAUAUAUACAACGGCCACGCCAAUGGACAACGCAUCGGCAGGUUCUGUGGCACUGUGAAACCAGGUGCCCUUGUAUCCAACAGCAAUAAAAUGUUGGUGCAGAUGACUUCAGAUGCUAAUACUGCUGGAAGUGGAUUCAUUGCAAAGUUUUCUGCAGCAGAACCACAUGAAAGAGGGGAUCAGUACUGUGGGGGACGACUAGAGAAGCCGUCGGGGUCCUUCCAAACACCCAACUGGCCGGAGCGAGACUACCCAGCAGGAGUCACCUGCUCCUGGCACAUCGUCGCCCCAAAGAACCAGCUAAUAGAGUUAAAGUUUGAAAAGUUUGAUGUGGAGAGAGACAACUACUGCAGAUAUGACUAUGUCGCAGUGUUUAAUGGUGGGGAAAUCAAUGAUGCUAAAAGAAUUGGGAAGUACUGCGGCGACAGUCCACCAGCGCCUAUUCUGUCUGAAAGAAAUGAGCUGCUCAUUCAGUUUUUGUCUGAUUUAAGCUUAACAGCUGAUGGUUUUAUUUGCCAUUAUAAAUUUAGACCAAAAAAGUUACCCACAACUACAGUUCUGCCUACUACCACGACAGUCCCUGCUACCUCUAUUGUGAAACCAACAGUUGCCCUGUGCCAGCAGAAGUGUAAGAGGAGCGGGACUCUCGAAAGCAAUUAUUGUUCAAGCAACUUCG